This is a messenger RNA of Tympanuchus pallidicinctus (lesser prairie-chicken), 3627 nucleotides long. RefSeq names its product prostatic acid phosphatase-like. Gene Ontology annotation, biological process: lysosome organization; dephosphorylation. Bases 48 to 1313 code for a protein of 421 amino acids. NCBI's taxonomy places the organism in Eukaryota, Metazoa, Chordata, Aves, Galliformes, Phasianidae. The record is from RefSeq and is a predicted model, not a curated record. Gene Ontology annotation, cellular component: plasma membrane; lysosome. The transcript has 11 exons. Gene Ontology annotation, molecular function: acid phosphatase activity.
CCAAGCAGCUGUAGGAGCUCCAAGUACUUUUUUCAUCUGCUGCCAGGAUGGGAGUGAUAUGGCUGCCCAACCCAUCUCGGAUUCUAUGUUUUGCUUUUCAUGUUACCUUCAUUCUGUUUCAGCUAGCAACUGCAGAAAGAGAACUGAAGUUCGUGGUUGCAGUUUUCCGGCAUGGUGACCGAUCACCUGUUGUAAACUUUCCAACUGAUUUACACAAAGAAAGUGAAUGGCCCCAAGGAUUUGGACAACUUACCAAGACUGGAAUGCAGCAGCUUUUUGAACUUGGACAGUACACGAGGAAAAGAUAUUCAAACUUUUUGAACAGCACAUACAACCGGAAAGAGUUCUAUAUCCAAAGCACAGAUUUUGACCGUACCAUUAUGAGUGCCCAGUCAUACCUUUCUGGCCUCUUUCCACCAACAAGCAGUCAAAUUUGGAACCCUGAGCUCCUCUGGCAGCCAAUUCCUGUUCAUGUUGUAACAAAAUCAACAGAUCGGAAGCUGCAUUUUCCUCUGCGUGGCUGUCCGUAUUUUGAUGAACUUCAGAAUGAAACCCAAACAUCUAGUGAAUUUCAAAGUAGAAUACAACCGUACAUGGAUUUUUUACAAACAAUGGCAGUUAACACAGGACUUGAACUAAAUAAUCUUAAAAUACUGGACAAUUUCCAGCUCUGGAAUACAUAUGAUACACUGUACUGUGAGAGUAUUCACAAUUACUCUCUGCCUGUAUGGGCCACCAAAGAUACAGUGGGCAAGAUGGAAAAACUGGCAGAAUUGGCCUUAUUAUCACUAUUUGGAGUUUAUAAAACAGAAGAGAAAUCACGACUACAAGGAGGUGUCCUUGUGAAUAUUAUUUUAAAUAGUAUUAAGCAAGCUACCAAUUCUUCAAAAGAAAGAAAAAUGGAGGUCUACUCUGCACAUGACACCACAAUUGGGGCCAUCCAGAUUGCUCUCAAUAUUUUCAAUGGAAAACUGCCACCAUAUGCUGCUUGCCAGUUUUUUGAACUCUACCAAGAUAACAGCGGGCGGUACAGCAUUGAAAUGCAUUAUCGGAAUGACUCUUCAGUGGAUCCUUACUUACUCACUCUGCCAGGAUGCACCUCUUCUUGCCCACUUGAGAAGUUUGCUGAAUUAGUUUCUCCUAUAAUUACCGAAAAUUGGUCAAAAGAAUGUGGGAAUAAAGACAGAAUGAAAGAUAUCUAUAUUGGAUUUGAUGUUGCUGUUGGCUUGUUGUUCAUAUUCAACCUUGUUCUACUCUAUCUCCUUUAUCACUAUGGACGCUGCAGGCGCAGAAACAAUUACCAAGACAUUUAAAAAAGAGGAGAAGAGAUAAAAGUGAGCAGCUAGACAUCAGGCAAUUCUUUAAAUUGCUCUGGCUUGUAUCCAUCAGUUUGCUCUGGCCAAAUACAUCUCCAAAGCAUAUUCCACAAACUUGAAGAGCUGAGGUUUCACUCCUAAAAGACUGAGUAUCUCCAGUGAGAAACACUGCAGGAAAUUAUUAUUAAGAAUAUAAAUUGGUAGGAAGAAAGAAUUACUUCAGUUCCUACCAGGUUUUUCACUACUGUUAAACAUCAUUAAGCCAGCCAUCCAUGAGGGUGAAGGAGUACUAUUGCUUAUGAUUUUUUUUUUCUUUUUAUUUUUUUUUUCUUUUUUGGGAGUGGGAAUUGCCUUCUGCUCCUCCCUUGUCCUGCUCAAGGAGUCUUUUUUCAAAAAUCACAAAUUAUAAUAUCUUUCUUACUUCUUAUAAACAACUGUUUUGAUGAUGCACAGGAAAAUGUUUUCAGUGAGCAGAAGCUGCAAUUACCGUGUGAAAAAUAUUGAUACCAGCACUUGAACAUACUGUUUAUUUUUAUUACAUUUAUUCAUGCAAAUCCAUGCAUGGGUUUACAGCUUGGCCUCCAGCUAAUAAAAGCCCACUGCCUGUUUUUAAAGGAGUUAUGCUACUACAGCUCUCACAGAAAUUUGUAGAAAUCUGGGGGGGCUGUCACAAAAAUCAAGCAUCAACCAAGAAGCUUAGUGCAACAGGAUCUUUGUCAGUGUCCACAGAUUUGCUAAUACAGAUAAGUAAAUACACUGAAAUCUAUUUACUUUGGCAGUGUUCUCUUCCUACUUUGCUGAGCUCCCAUUUAUGGAUGACGCUUUGCCCUACGCCUCUGAUGAGUCUGUAUCCUGUCCUGCUUCAGGACACUGAUAUAAUCUUAGUUCUCUCAGCCAUGCUUCCUCCAGCUAUUGCUUUCCUCAUUAUUUUAAUUUACAAUAACUUCUUGUCCUGCUCAAAAUCCCUUGUUAGUAAUAUAUGCACUAGAAGAAAGAAGACAAUUCUGCUUUACGUAUAUUGAUCUCUUCUGUGAAAUAUAUUGUAUUUGUUUAGAUUGUGAGCUCCCAGUGGUAGGGAAUCUGUUACCGUAAUUGCUCUCUAGUAUCAUAAACUACGAUUAUAUGCACUGAUGUUGUUGUAUGAAAUAGUGCUUAUUGCCAUAUGUUUCAAGGACUGAAUCAAGAUUUUCAUCCUGCAGUCCUGCAGAGGAUACUGUGCAUUACAUUACCAUGAGGAAGCCUUUUGAAAAAUCAGGACAUUUAUACAGACAAGUGCCAACAGCAAGUUCAGCCUGAUAGAAACACUAAGCAACUGUGUGCUCAAGAUGAUGACUUCCACAUAGGUGCAGAAGUCUAGAGAUGGAGCUGCUUAAAUCACAUACAGAAUCACAUCUAUGUUUUGCACUGUUUCUGGACUGACUUUAGCACAGAUCUGUGUGCUGCAAUUUGGAACACAGAAGCUUGAGUCAACUACUACAAAUCUACAGAAUCCCUCAGUAUUACAUCAACAGACAUAUUUCAAAUGGGAUGUAAUUAGAUGUAUGGAUAUUAAAUGGCAUAAAUAAAGCAAAAUUACAAAUACUUGUGGGAAUACAGGGCUUUCCAAACAUCACUAUUUUUUCCUGCAGAGGUAUUCACCUUUUGAAGAAAUAUUUCCCACUCAGUAAAAAGCUUUUGCUACUAUCCCUGACAUUUCUAUUUCAUCCAUUUUAAGUGAUGGAUUUGAUUCCUACAUGGUAAAGAUUUUUUGUUGUACAACAACUCAGGGUAAAAUACUAAAAAAAAAAAAAAAAAAACAACAACAACAAACCUAUCUGUAAAUCAGAUGUUUUGUAUUUACAAGCUUCAGAUUUUAACUAGUUGCUCUGAUCCUCACUGCAAAAACUUAAUUGUUUAUGUUGUAAUCAGAAGUAUUAGAGAAGCUCUACAGAACAAACCUGAACUGGUUUCUUAGCAGUAGACUCAAAGUAGGGCAGAGCUCAGCACAAACUGCAAAACAGAUCCUGACUCCUAAAUAUGUAUUCUCAGUGACUACUAGAUGCUGAGCUCUAUUAGCAUGACCACAGAGCUACUGACACUCACUUAAGGACAGAUUGGGUAUGGUUGUUUUUCUUUUUACCAGAAGCAGUCAGAUCCUUGACAAAUGAAGAUGUAUCACUGACUGAUAAACUGCAGCAAGAACUGUUCGUAAGAUAUCACACAGCCAGUCAGUACACAGAGCAGAACGGAGCAGGUUUUUCUGGCAUUGACUCUUAGAAAAUGAAGCACAUCCAGGUAGAAAGUAAAAUGCAAAGUGCCUGAGACAUCUUUU